This is a messenger RNA of Balearica regulorum gibbericeps (East African grey crowned-crane), 879 nucleotides long. The record is from RefSeq and is a predicted model, not a curated record. NCBI's taxonomy places the organism in Eukaryota, Metazoa, Chordata, Aves, Gruiformes, Gruidae.
AUGCCAGGACCGAGGCCACGCGGCCGGGAGCUUCGGGAACACCAGAGCAGGGACCUGCUCACGGGGUUUCUCUUGCAGGUUGGGCAUGAGCCACUACCUCCAACCGUUGGAAGAAACGUGCUGGGAAGGAAAGUCCUGUACCUGCCCGGCUUCUUCACCUACGCCAGACACAUUGUAGAAGUGGAUGGGAAAAGAGGCCUCUUCCGCGGCCUUACUCCUCGCCUCAUCUCAAGCACUUUAUCAACCAUCACCAGGGGGAGCGUGAAGAAGGCCUUUCCACUGGAGGACAUGGAGCACGUUUCUAACAAGGAUGAUGUGAAAACCUCCUUUAGGAAAGUGGUGGAAGAGACAUCUCAUGAGAUGAUGAUGCAGUGUGUGUCCCGGGUUGUCUCACAUCCGCUGCACGUGAUCUCUAUGCGCUGCAUGGUCCAGUUCAUAGGCCGGGAAGUCAAAUACAGCGGCGUCUUCAGCGCCAUUGGCAGGAUAUUUAAGGAAGAAGGGAUCCUGGGAUUCUUUAUCGGUUUAGUCCCUCACAUCCUGGGUGAUGUCAUCUUCCUCUGGUGCUGCAACCUCUUGGCUCACUUUAUCAACACCUAUGCCGUGGACGAUAAUUUCAGCCAGGCAUUGGUGAUCCGGAGCUACACAAAAUUCGUGAUGGGGAUCGCCGUGAGCAUGCUGACGUACCCAUUCCUUCUCGUGGGAGAUCUCAUGGCAGUGAACAACUGUGGGUUGCGCGCCGGCCUCCCUCCCUAUGCUCCUGCGUUUACAUCCUGGAUCCAUUGCUGGAGGUACCUCAGUGCUCAGGGGCAGCUGUUCCGUGGCUCUAGCCUGCUCUUCCGCAGAGCACCCAUGCCAGCCGCCUCCUUCCCCAUCGACUGA